AUGAUACCCUUACUUGCUGAUUUCAAAUUGGACAAUGAUAUAUUAUAUAUGAUCCCACAUGCGUUAAUUGGUGGAUUAUUCCUGCUAUCAGUGUUCCCAAGAAUCUCGGAACCAUUACGCCUGAAGUUUCAAAUUUCCGCUCACUUGGUUUUAUCUCUGUUGUUCUUCUUUGCUGCCCCAUUUUUCUUGAAAGCAACGAUAAAGGGGCAUUUUACCAACGUUCAUGGAUUCAUUCAAGCUUUCUGCGCUUCUCUACACGUUGGAGCUGGAUUCUUCAUGUGGAAAACUCAAAAGCUUGGAAAGCCAGAGCGUUCUGUGAUUUUCUCACGUCUUCUAUCUUCUCUCAUCUGUUUGAUCUUCCGUCUAUUCGCUUACAUGCAUAUUUCAGCCAAGUCCGCAAAAGGGUUGGAACUCUCAAAUCAGGGAAAAGGUUCAUUCUACAUCGAAAAUGCAUUCUAUUUGGACGCCGGAGUCACUCUUGUCUACGCAAUUAUUCACAUUUCGUUCCCACAGCAUGUGCUCAGUUUAAUUCUCAAACCGGACGUCAAGCUGGACUCCCAUCAUUACUUAUGGUGCCGCUUGUAUGGUGCCCUGAAUUUGAUCCCUGUGAUCACAUCAAUGAAUGCGCGCUUCUACUCUCCCGAGAUGCAGACUGGAUAUAUUGCAAGUCGUCUACUGUCUCAAUGCACUGUCUUCAUGCUCAACAUUUAUGGUCACUGGCUUCUGAUGAUAUACUCGCCUAAUCACAUCACAGCAUUCAUGCUCAGUGGAUUCUUCACAUCAUUCCUGUUCUCGGCAUUUCAUCGGAUUCACAAAAACUAUUAUGGGACUGAGGUCGAAGAAGAGAUUUAUGAGGAUGUUGUUGAGAGUGAUAAGAAAACGGAUUAA
Messenger RNA from Caenorhabditis remanei, 888 nucleotides. RefSeq lists its product as uncharacterized. Bases 1 to 888 code for a protein of 295 amino acids. The transcript is spliced from 6 exons. Lineage: Eukaryota; Metazoa; Nematoda; Chromadorea; Rhabditida; Rhabditidae. The record is from RefSeq and is a predicted model, not a curated record.